AUGCAGCUGAUGGCAGUCGGCUUUGCCGAUUCUAGCCUGCUGCUCUACCGUGGCGACGUCCUGAAGGAGAAACAUAGCAAGCCACAACUGCUGAGAGACGGUGCCGUAUGCUCUUCUGAUGGGUCCGUUGUCGGAAUGGAUUUUGCAUUUCUGGGCACCACUGAACACGUUUUGUACGUUGCUACCUCUCGAGCGAUACUGUCAUUUAUGGUGUCUUCGAAAGGAAAGGAUGUGAUUAAAAAUACCUUAGAAAAAGAAGGUUGCGUACCGCGCUGUUGUUCACUAAACCGCAGUUAUGAUGGCGGACAGUUUACAGUUGCCAGGAAAGAGGGCAUAUACUUCUAUCAACCCGAAGAGAAGGGCGGUUGUCAAAUAAUCGAUGGCGAGAAGCUGAUGAUAUAUGCAUUGGGUUCCUACUUGGCAGUUGUGUUUGAGAAAGUCAGCGCACCUGGAAGUGAAGUGGACGAUAAGAUGAAUCUGCUGACGGUGUACGACAUCGGAAAUCAAUACAUCGCUUACAUCGCUCCGGUUCCUCAGGUGUCACAUGUGUUUAGUGCAUGGCAGGCAUUUUUCGUUCUCACGGUUUCCGGCCGUUUGUUCAAGCUGAAGGAACUUGACACAAAUGUCAAGCUUGACAUACUUUGUCGCAAAAAUCUCUACGACCUCGCUAUAAGCCUUGCUGAAAAGCAGAACUUCAGCAAAGAUUGCAUCGCGGAAAUUCAUCGUCUUAAUGGGGAAUACUUUUAUCAAAAAUCGGAUUAUGCCAAUUCGAUCAAACAGUUCAUAAAGACUAUCGGUGUUCUCGAGUCGUCAUACGUUAUUACCAAGUUUCUCGAAUCUCAGCGCAUUGAACAGCUAGCAGAGUAUCUAGAAGCGUUGCAUCGGCAGCAUCUGGCGACUUCAAACCACACGACGAUUUUGCUUAACUGUUACACGAAGUUGAACGCCAUCGAUAAGAUAGACCACUUUUUGCGAGUACGUUGCAUUGUCUCGUCGUACGCCCCACAGGACAACGGAAACAAUGUGGCAUUCGAUGUCGAUACAGCUGUCCGAUUCCUACGUGGCGCCGGUCUGCUCGACCAGGCGUGCGCUGUCGCGAAGAGAAAUGAUCGCUUGGACGUCUACUUGGACCUGCUGAUCGAAUCGAAGAAGGACUACAGCGAAGCCAUUCGCCAGCUGUCCGAUUUGAGUGUUGAAAUGGUGGAUAUCGCCCAUCUUACUCGUGACAUUGUCCAAGUGGUUGCCCAAAACCGCGGGUAUCUGGCAGUUUAG
Messenger RNA from Soboliphyme baturini, 1272 nucleotides. The record is from the annotation of a GenBank genome assembly. Lineage: Eukaryota; Metazoa; Nematoda; Enoplea; Dioctophymatida; Soboliphymatidae.